UCGAUCUCAUUCUCGUCAUCGACCAAAUCGCCCCACUUACAACCAACCACCGCCGCCGCUGCCAUCAUUGCUUACGCCUCCGCGACGAGCUGCAAUGGCGAUCACCAGCGCGCGCCGCCGUCGGAUAGCCCUCUUGGCGGCGAACUACGCGGCGCUGCUGGUAGGUUCAGUCGCGGCGAGCCUUCUGUCCCGGUACUAUUUCGCGCACGGCGGCCAGAACCGAUGGAUUGUCACGCUGGUGCAGUCAGUUGGGUUCCCGCUGCUCGUCCCCGCCGUGUUCGCCUCCGGUCGCCCCGCCGCCGCGCCGCGCCCGUUCCUGUGGUUCUCCCGGAAGUUCCUCGCCGUCUGCCUGGUCAUCGGCGCCCUAAUGGGCGUCAACAAUCUGCUGUUCUCUUACAGCUCCUCGUUCCUGCCCGUGUCCACGUCGUCGCUGCUCCUGUCCACGCAGCUCGCCUUCACGCUCGUCCUGGCCGCCGUCAUCGUCCGCCACCCGAUCACCUUCGUCAACCUCAACGCCGUCUUCCUCCUCACGCUCAGCUCGGUGCUCCUCGCGCUCCGCUCGGGGGACUCCGGCGAGACCCCCGAGGGCGGCGGCCGGUCGCGCUACGUCCUCGGCUACGUCGUCACCCUGGGCGCGGCGGGGCUGUUCGCCGCGUACCUGCCCGUCAUGGAGCUCCUGUACCGCAGGGCGGUGUCCGGCGGGUUCAUCCUGGCCGUGGAGGUGCAGGUGGCGAUGCAGGCCAUGGCCACGGUGGUGGCCGCGGGAGGUGGCCGCGACGACGUGGCGCGCUGGGAGGGCUCCACGGCGCUGUACUGGGUGGUGGUGCUGACGCUCGUGCUGACGUGGCAGGCGUGCUUCAUGGGCACGGCCGGUGUGAUCUACCUGACCUCGUCGCUGCACAGCGGCGUGUGCAUGGCCGCCGUGCUCACCGCGAACGUGCUGGGCGGCGUGGUCGUGUUCGGCGACGAGAAGGCCGUCGCCACCGCGCUCUGCGUCUGGGGCCUUGCCUCCUACCUCUACGGAGAGUACAAAAAGAAGAAAGAGGAUGACGCUUCUCCGUCCGCUCCCGAGUACGACAGCGUCGGCAAGAACGGCGGCGACGUCCCUGGUCGCGAGCUCGAAACCGUGUAAAACAGACAAGACCGUGCCACACGCAGGUGAUAUAGGAGCCAUGCGAGAAAAGCUAGAAACGCGUUGUGUGUACAAAAAAUAAAAAAGGCUGUAGUUUUUUUAUUUAGUUUUUUUUAAAAAAAUAGAUAUGCAUGUGUGGGACCUGAGACGCAUGGGUUUAUCUUGAUUCUUAAUGUAGGCUAGUAGCAAAAAAGAAACAGUGAUCAUAUAGGUAGCACAGUGAUUGAACGUAUCCGGCCGUAUGAUUAUUUGAAAUUAUCUGAUAGGGCGUUGUGUAUCCUUUAUAUUGUCUAAUAUAAAAAAUAUGAUAAGGCGUUGUGCAUGAGAUAAACACUAUAAAAAAGAACAAUUUUACAAGAUAAUAGUUUAUGCAAAAAAACAAAUUUAAAAAUAUAUACAGAAACAAUACAAAAUCCGUGCGGUGAUCAGACCAUAAUAAUAACAC
Sorghum bicolor (sorghum) is the source of this 1577-nucleotide messenger RNA. RefSeq names its product probable purine permease 4. NCBI's taxonomy places the organism in Eukaryota, Viridiplantae, Streptophyta, Magnoliopsida, Poales, Poaceae. The record is from RefSeq and is a predicted model, not a curated record. The transcript has a single exon. Gene Ontology annotation, cellular component: membrane. Gene Ontology annotation, molecular function: purine nucleoside transmembrane transporter activity. Bases 95 to 1132 code for a protein of 345 amino acids.